AUGUUGCGUGAUCCGAGGACCAGCGACUGGUUCCUAGUCGGGGGUCCAGGACCGUUGUUAAUGAUCGUCGUCAGCUACAUCUACUUCAGCACAUCCGCUGGGCCGAGGUACAUGAGGGACAAGAAACCGUACGAUCUGAGGAACGUGAUGAUCGUUUACAACUUCAUACAAGUGUUGUUCAGCGUAUAUCUCGUUUACGAGGGACUGGUCAGCGGCUGGCUGAGCGACUACAGUUACACUUGUCAGCCAGUCGAUUACUCGAAUAAUCCAAAUACUCUCCGGAUGAUGCGGGCCGUGCACUUCUACUUCAUGUGCAAGCUGAUCGAGCUGUUGGACACGGUGUUCUUCGUUCUUCGCAAGAAGAACCGUCAGAUCACCUUCCUUCACAUCUACCACCAUUCUCUGAUGCCGAUCUGUGCCUGGAUCGGUUGCAGAUACUUGCCGAACGGGCAUGGUACCCUCUUGGGCGUGAUCAACGCGUUCAUCCACGUGAUCAUGUACAUGUACUACAUGCUGUCUUCGAUGGGACCGCACAUGAACAAAUACCUAUGGUGGAAAAAGCACUUGACCACGCUACAGCUCAUCCAAUUCAGCAUCAUUUUCGUCCAUAACAUCCAGAUGUUUUUCAACGGCUGCAAUUAUCCAAAGUUCAUAUCGUUCCUGCUCACCCUGAACUCGUUGCUCUUCAUCUACAUGUUCGGCUCGUUCUACAUGGCGAAUUACGUGAAGGGACAGAAACAGAAGAGCGCCGCCGAUACGUGUUCCGCGGCGAGUUCGAGCAAUGGCACAAUCAAGAACAAGGUUGAAUGAAACUUUAUGAUCAAGGAACGUCGAAUAUAGCCUCCGUAUAGUGUUCUCUGCCAUUGAGAGUUAUGUCCCGCCAGUGGAGGUCGUUCAUGUUCAUUGCCUCUAUAGGUUUGCCAGCCUGCUGAAAGGACAGAUUGUACGAAACGUUUGCUGUUGGUUACUCGACGAUUCUUGAUUCAUAAAAAUAUUGCUUUGGAGAGAGACAGAGAG
Dufourea novaeangliae is the source of this 1017-nucleotide messenger RNA. RefSeq names its product elongation of very long chain fatty acids protein AAEL008004-like. Gene Ontology annotation, biological process: fatty acid elongation, polyunsaturated fatty acid; sphingolipid biosynthetic process; very long-chain fatty acid biosynthetic process. Gene Ontology annotation, molecular function: fatty acid elongase activity. The transcript has 3 exons. The record is from RefSeq and is a predicted model, not a curated record. Bases 1 to 810 code for a protein of 269 amino acids. NCBI's taxonomy places the organism in Eukaryota, Metazoa, Arthropoda, Insecta, Hymenoptera, Halictidae. Gene Ontology annotation, cellular component: endoplasmic reticulum membrane.